Messenger RNA from Prunus persica (peach), 3626 nucleotides. Its product is annotated as cleavage and polyadenylation specificity factor subunit 3-II. The transcript is spliced from 19 exons. Gene Ontology annotation, biological process: snRNA processing. Bases 74 to 3301 code for a protein of 1075 amino acids. Gene Ontology annotation, cellular component: nucleus. Lineage: Eukaryota; Viridiplantae; Streptophyta; Magnoliopsida; Rosales; Rosaceae. The record is from RefSeq and is a predicted model, not a curated record.
AAUUCUGCCACAAAACGAACGAAUCAAACGCCGAAACUCAAAAGCGCGCCAAGAAGCUGCGUAUCUCAUUCUCAUGGCCAUCGACUCUCUCGUCCUCGGCGCUGGGCAAGAGGUAGGUAAGAGCUGUGUAGUGGUGACAAUCAAUGGGAAGCGAAUCAUGUUCGACUGCGGAAUGCAUAUGGGGCAUCUAGACCACCAACGCUACCCCGACUUCUCUCUCAUUCCUAAACCCGAACCCGACCCGAACUUCGAUCACGCCCUCACUUGCAUCAUCAUCACCCACUUUCACUUGGAUCACGUUGGAGCCCUCCCUUAUUUCACUGAAGUCUGCGGAUAUCGUGGCCCCAUUUACAUGACGUAUCCGACAAAGGCAUUGGCUCCUAUAAUGUUGGAGGACUAUCGAAAAGUGAUGGUUGAGCGAAGGGGUGAGGAAGAACAGUUUUCUUCUGAUCACAUUGCCGAAUGCAUGAAGAAAGUUAUACCGGUGGAUCUGAAGCAAACAGUGCAGGUUGAUAAAGACCUUCAAAUCCGUGCGUACUAUGCAGGACAUGUUCUUGGAGCUGCAAUGUUUUAUGCAAAGGUGGGAGACGCUGCUAUGGUAUACACAGGAGACUAUAAUAUGACACCAGAUAGGCAUCUUGGAGCAGCUCAAAUUGAACGACUAAAUUUGGACCUUCUUAUUUCAGAGUCCACAUAUGGAACAACCAUCCGGGAUUCAAAAUAUGCCCGGGAAAGAGAAUUUCUCAGAGCUGUUCACAAAUGCGUCGCUGGUGGUGGAAAAGUGCUAAUUCCAACAUUUGCUCUUGGGAGAGCUCAGGAGCUCUGUAUCUUGCUGGAAGAUUAUUGGGAGCGCAUGAAUCUAAAGGUUCCUAUUUACUUCUCAGCAGGUCUGACCCUUCAAGCCAAUAUGUACUAUAAGAUGCUUAUCAGUUGGACCAGCCAGAAAGUUAAAGAAACGUACUCCACACGCAAUGCAUUUGAUUUUAAAAAUGCUCACAAGUUUGACCGUUCUAUGAUCAAUGCUCCUGGACCUUGUGUUCUGUUUGCCACACCAGGGAUGAUCAGUGGUGGUUUUUCACUUGAAGUUUUCAAGCACUGGGCUCCUUCGGAAAUGAAUCUUGUUACACUGCCCGGGUAUUGCGUGGCUGGAACUAUAGGACAUAAAUUGAUGUCGGGUAAACCCACCAAAAUUGAUCUGGACAAGGACACGCAAAUUGAUGUGCGAUGCCAGAUUCAUCAUCUGUCUUUCAGUCCUCAUACAGAUGCCAAAGGGAUUAUGGACCUUAUCAAAUUUCUUUCCCCAAAGAACGUGAUACUUGUUCAUGGCGAGAAGCCUAAAAUGGCUACUCUAAAAGGAAAAAUACAGUCCGAACUGGGAAUUCAAUGUCAUGACCCUGCAAACAAUGAGACUGUCUCAAUUUCUUCAACCCACUAUGUGAAGGCAUUAGCUUCGGACGCAUUUAUCCGAAGCUGCUCAAAUCCAAACUUCAAGUUUUCGAAAAGCAGCCAAGAAGAUGAACACGGUUCAAAUUCGAGAAACAAUAAUUUCACUCCGCGACUGCGAGUAAGUGAUGAAAGGGUAGCAGAAGGGGUCUUGGUUAUGGAGAGAAACAAAAAAGCGAAGGUAGUACACCAAGACGAGCUUCUGCUCAUGUUAGGAGAAAAGAAGCACCAAGUUCAAUUUGCUUAUUGCUGCCCCGCUGAUAUUGGCCACUUGGGAGAGACCAAAAGUUCAACAACAAAUGAUGGUCAGCUUUGCAAAUCUGAGACAUGCUCUCGGCUUCUUCGCCAAUUGUCUGCAAAACUGUCAAAUGAAUUUUCUCAAGGGAACAUCCAAGAUUUUGAGGAUCAUCUUCAAGUGGAGUCGUUUCAUGUGUCCAUUUGUUUGAAGAACAACUGCCCUUACAGAUUAAUGGAUGUUCAAAACAAAUCCCAAGAAGCAGCGUUUUUCUGCUGCAGUUGGGGGACGGCAGAUGAGAAGCUUGCAUGGAAAAUCAUUUCCAUCUGUCAAAAUUUUAACGUACAUCAGCAUAAACAAGGGUGUCUGUACAAUCUGUUAAAUAGAGAAGGAAGAGGCGAGCACACACACUCUCUCUCUCUCAAUCAUGUCUCUAUUUCUCUCUCAAUUAUAAUUGGCAAUUCAAUUGCCUCUUUUUCUCAUAAUUUCAUCACAAACAUGUCCUCGGAAUCUUCGGCUACGACGGCGGCAGCGGCUGAGUCCCAUGCGCCGCUCCUCCUUCCCCGCCAGGCGAGCAGCGGCCGCGACUCCUCCGACCUCGGCUCCCCGACCGCCCGACCCGCCACGCUGGCGAUGCUGCUGGGGCGGGCCACCGGUCGCCGUGGCCCCUCGAUGCUGGUGCGGGAGACGGCGGCCCGGGAACUGGACGAGCGGCGCGCCGACUGGGGCUACUCCAAGCCGGUGGUGGCUCUGGACAUGAUGUGGAACACGGCGUUCGUGGUGGUGUCGGUGGCGAUGCUGAUAUGGACAGACCAUGAGCACCCAAACACGCCGAUCCGGCUGUGGAUCUGUGGAUAUGCGCUGCAGUGUUUCGUCCAUGUGGUGUUGGUGUGGGUUGAGUACCAGAGAAGGAAUAAUAUUGCUCGGAGGAUCAGUAGAAGAAACCAGGACGCCCAGCAGAACCAGCACCAGGUCGAAAUCGAUGCAAAUGAUACCGACGAUGAAGAAGCAGCAGCAGCAGCUAGGGAUUUGGCGAUUUCCACGCGCUCCAGUCUCUCUAAACGAUGCGAAACAGUGAACACAAUGGCAUCGUUUCUCUGGUGGAUAGUUGGCUUUUAUUGGGUAGUCGCUGGCGGUGAAGUUCUUCUGCAAAAUGCUCCACGUUUGUACUGGUUGGCUGUGGUUUUUCUGGCAUUUGAUGUCUUCUUUGCCAUCUUUUGUGUUGUUCUGGCAUGUUUGAUUGGAGUUGCUCUUUGUUGCUGUUUGCCAUGCAUCAUUGCAAUUCUUUAUGCGGUUGCUGGACAGGAAGGUGCAUCUGACGCAGAUCUCAGUAUUCUUCCAAAAUACAGAUUUCGAUCGAGCAGUGAAGAAAAAUCUAGUGUUGGAGCAGGGAAAAUGAUUCCAGUAGAAACAAGCAGUGGGUACUUAGCAAUUGAGCGUAUACUUUUACCUGAGGACGCGGAAUGUUGUAUAUGUCUCAGCCCCUAUGAGGAUGGUACAGAGCUUCACACUCUUCCCUGUAAUCAUCAUUUCCACGCUACUUGCAUUGUAAAAUGGCUUAAAAUGAAUGCAACAUGUCCUCUCUGCAAGUACAACAUUCUCAAGGGAAAUGAACCGGUUUGAAGGAUCAACAGGACAUUGCAAGUGGUUGGUUCUGCACACAGUGGCGUAUGUACAGAAAUGUCAAGGCAUAAAGAGCAAAGAUUUUAAAUAUUUAUUGACAUUGAAUUACAGCAUAGUUAACUAGACCUCAUUUUGUCCGUUUUCCGGCCAUUUGGAGUCGUCUUGAUUCUUUCUGUUUUCGUCUGUGCUGUUUCAUGCCUGUGCAAAGAUGGAGAAAAAGAUACAGGCUUCAACAUCUUAAUGUGUUACUAGGGUUCCUUUCUUAGCAAGGAAAACGAUUGUUUUACAUAUUUAUUAUGUAUUUCUGUUGAUAUGAGGUUGCUAA